Molecule: messenger RNA, 2907 nt
Organism: Stylonychia lemnae
Lineage: Eukaryota; Ciliophora; Spirotrichea; Sporadotrichida; Oxytrichidae
Source: the annotation of a GenBank genome assembly
AUGAAUAGAUAGCAUUCUAUUCAAAAGACCCAUUUAAUUCAAACUUCAAAGGUUAUACAUUAAGUUGUGAUGAAUGUGAUGAAGGUCUUUUCAAAUAUGAGUUUAAUUAGACCUACAUUCAUUAUUCUGAUUCUAACUUCAAAUAUAACACAACAGUAAAAGUAUGUGUACCAGAUUGCAGUGUUAUAAGUCGUUAAUUGGUAAACAAUCCAUAUUCAGGAAAGUGUGAAUUUCUAGGUUUUCAUUGCAAAUACGGAGAUUUUUUAAAUGGUUGUCGGGAAUGCAGUUUUUAGAAUAACUAAUGCAGGUAUCAUCUCAAUGUUCAAUAAUACUGCAGUCACUCCCUCAUCUUACAUAUAAGGCAGUGCUUUCUAAUUCUGUGCAUCAUGCUCUGAUUAAUCAUUGUAAUCAGUGAAUACAGAUUAGUCUUUCUUUUAGUAAUGUGGCUAUAAUAAACAAGGCGCAAUGUGCUAAGCCUCGAAUAGUCUUUCUAUUCAUAAUAAAUGUUUUAAAUGCAAAGAUACUUACAUUGCCUCAAAAAUGGGUAUGGGUUAUGAAUGCGAAGCAUGCUGGAGUUACUACAAUCUUAACUCCUCUAGUUAAACUUUAGAAGAAGAUAUCUAUUCAAAUAGUUAUACAUGUAAUUAAUCAUUUUUAAAAAAAAUGAAAUUUAGGUUAUUCAGAUCAAACUUGCCAAGCUCGGUUUGCUAGUAAGGAUAUAGUCUGAGCGGCGGAACUUGUGUUUUAAACUGCCCUAUUGGUCAGUUCUCACUUUUAGAAUCUGAUCUAAAUUAUUAACUUAAGACUGCAACUUGCUCAUAAUGUAGCACUAACUGCUUAAGUUGUUUGAGUAGUGAAUCAACUUAAUGCACAAAGUGUACUGGUGGCUAUUAUCUUGGAAUUGUUAACGUAAUUUAACAAUCAGGUGAAUGUUUAGUUAAGUAAGAAUCAACUGAAUCAAUUACUCUUUAUUUAACCUCAACAAGAGAUACCUCAGAAGAACUAGUUAUUACCACUUCAUCAACUAAAACCACUUUCGAUAAUUUGCCUGAAGCUAUCAAUAGAGCAUACGAAAUUGCUGCCCCUUACAAAGGAAUGACUAUUACCAUUUAACUAGCUGAUGCUAGCUAUGGUAUAUUCAGAAAAGAUCUGAAGAAAGUAUUUUACAAUGCAUUUGCUAAAGACUACGUUGACCCAUAAUUUACCCUCAAAAUUGUUUCAACUCGUGCAGAUAAAUCAAUUAUAUAUAACAAAGUGGGAGGGUCAUUUCAAAUACUUGUCCCAGAAGCCCUAGAAUUCAAUAAUAUCAUAGUUAAUGGACUAGACUCAAUCUUUCCAUGUAUUCAGAAAUAAUAAUAAAUUUAAAAAUAUAGUAUAAACUUCUGUGGAGAUACCAUGCUUAGAAAGUCUAGAACCAUAUGCCCAUUAAGAAUAUCUAACGGUCUCUUCGUAAUGAGAGCUCACAUUAAUUCACUAUCUUAAUCCUCAAAGAUUACAAUAAGUUUAGGAUCACUAAUUAAAACUCCAUCUAACAAACCCUAUCACAUUGAGAUAACAGGAACAACUUUUUCAUCAUUUCAAACUUGUGGAGCUAUAAUCUCUAAUACUUUCUAUGAUGAAAUCGAUAUUGUUAUAAAUUCAACAGUGGCCAAAUAUUAUCCGACAAUUAAUACUUACGCAUAGCAGAAAAUAAUAUGGACAAAUGAAGCUAGAAAUGUAUAUGACAAGGAUUAUAAUACUUUUGAUCCAACUGAUAGUGCUUUUAAUUCUAUAAUAAUAAUGGCUAACAAUGACUUUAAAUAUAUGAAUACACUGAAAAAUAAUUAUUAAGAUAUAUACCUUACACUGAAGCAUACAAGAUACGUAGGAACUAUCAUUUCAUUAAAUUAAUACAAGGGAAGGUUGUAUUUGCAAAAUAAUAAAUUUCAGAAUUUGAAGGAACGGUUGGUUACCUGCAAUUCUAAUUGGACUUUACUUUACCCAGAAACAAAGUAUGAUUAUGUUGCGCUAGAUACAGAAGAUGACAGUGAUUAAAAUACAAAGUUUCCAAAAUACAGAUAUUUACAGCUUAAAAAUUUGGUUUCUUUGACAGAUUACAAAGGAAAAUUGAUAGUAAUUAAAGAUAAUACAUUUAGCAACACUUUUCAUUCUGGACCUGCAAUUAGAAUAUAAGGUUACUAAGAUUAAAUAGACUUUUAGAUUUUAAUCAGAGGUAAUACUUUCACAAAUAUGAUUGGGGUAGUAAGAACCUCAGUUAUCCAUAUUGAAAAGCAUUAGCUUAUGGAUACUGAUAUAAAAGCAGAAAAAGCAUUGAAAUGUUCUGGUGGAAUUGAAAUAAGUGAAAAUAAAUUUAAAUCUAUAACAGGGUGUGAGAUGGUUGACUCGACCUUGAUAUUGUUGGCUUGCAGGAAUCUAUAUUAUGAUGUAUAUCCAAACGUUGACUCUACAAAUUAUAAAACUUACACCGUCCUUUAUGAUUAAUUUGGAACAAAUAUGGAAUCUUUUCCUACUAAUUUAUAAAACAUUUAAGAAGAUCUUAGAAUACUUGCACAAUAAUCAACAGCCUUAAAGACUAUAUAGUAUUAUGAUGAAGCCACCAAGUAAUUAAGUAUAGAUUACUAAAUCAAUAUAUACAAAAUAGUAUUGAACUUAAAUAACUAUCAGGAAUGCACAAAAGGUGUAACUUAUCUUGACAAUUAAGGUUAAAACUAAUAUUGGUACAAUGGAAACCUAAUAAACUUAUUAGGAAUAACGGAUGUUCUGAUUGAAUAAGAAUAUUUUUUGAAUAUAGGUGAUCAUACACAAGAAAAUUUAGAUUUAAUAGCAGAUUAGGCUGGUAUUCGAAGACUUUCAACAUCCAAAAUUCUGCUAGUAUCAAAUACCGCUAACAAUUACUUUUUCUCUUGA